Molecule: messenger RNA, 1101 nt
Organism: Penicillium brevicompactum
Lineage: Eukaryota; Fungi; Ascomycota; Eurotiomycetes; Eurotiales; Aspergillaceae
Product: putative tartrate dehydrogenase
Exons: 3
Coding region: 1-1101 (366 amino acids)
Molecular function (GO): magnesium ion binding; oxidoreductase activity, acting on the CH-OH group of donors, NAD or NADP as acceptor; NAD binding
Source: RefSeq, a predicted model, not a curated record
AUGUCUCCCUCUGUCGCCGGUCAAAAGACCUACAACAUCGCCUCCAUCCCCGCCGAUGGUAUUGGCCCAGAGGUCAUUGAGGCCGGUAUCACUGCUCUCAACGCUUUGACCGAUACCCUCAAGACCUUCAAGUUGGAGUUCAAGAACUACGACUGGAGCUCCGAGACCUUCAAGAAGACCGGCAAAUAUAUCCCCGAUGGCGGUCUUGAGGAACUCAAGAAGCACGAUGCCAUUUUCUUCGGUGCUGUCGGCGCUCCCGACGUCCCCGACCACAUUUCCCUGUGGGGCCUUCGUCUGGCCAUCUGCCAGCCAUUCCAGCAAUACGCCAACGUGCGUCCCACUCGUGUCUUCCGCGGUACUGAGUCACCCCUGCGCAAGUGUGGUCCCAACGACCUUGACUGGGUGAUUGUUCGCGAGAACAGCGAGGGCGAGUACGCCGGCCAGGGUGGUCGCUCCCACGCCGGCAAGCCUUGGGAAAUCGCAACCGAAGUCUCCAUCUUCACGCGUCACGGUGUUGAGCGCAUUAUGCGAUUCGCCUUUGAGACCGCCCAGAAGCGCCCCCGUAAGCUUUUGACUGUCGUCACCAAGAGCAAUGCCCAGCGUAACGGUAUGGUUCUCUGGGAUGAGGUGGCCAAGUCUGUUGCUACCGAAUUCCCCGAUGUCACUGUUGACAAGAUGCUUGUCGAUGCCAUGACUACCCGCAUGGUUCUGAAGCCCGAAACUCUCGACACUAUCGUUGCCACUAACUUGCACGCUGACAUCCUGUCCGAUCUUGCUGCUUCCCUCGCUGGCUCCAUCGGUAUUGCCCCCACUUCCAACCUCGACCCCACUCGCCAGUACCCCAGUAUGUUCGAGCCUAUUCACGGCUCCGCUUUCGAUAUCACCGGUAUGGGAAUCUCCAACCCCGUGGCCACCUUCUGGACCGCUGCGGAGAUGCUUGCCUGGCUCGGCGAGGAGGAAGCUGCUAAGCAGCUGAUUGUUUGUGUUGAGAACGUUUGCGAGCAGGGUGUCCUCACCCGUGACUUGGGCGGUAACGCUACCACUAAGCAGGUGACUGAUGCCGUUGUGGCAGAGAUCAAGAAGCUUGCUGGUAGCAAGUAA